Messenger RNA from Mucor velutinosus, 558 nucleotides. RefSeq lists its product as uncharacterized. Lineage: Eukaryota; Fungi; Mucoromycota; Mucoromycetes; Mucorales; Mucoraceae. Gene Ontology annotation, cellular component: membrane. Gene Ontology annotation, molecular function: hexose transmembrane transporter activity. The transcript has a single exon. Bases 1 to 558 code for a protein of 185 amino acids. The record is from RefSeq and is a predicted model, not a curated record. Gene Ontology annotation, biological process: monosaccharide transmembrane transport.
AUGCUCCCUGACAGCUUACCAAUGAGCGAUGCUACAUGGGGAUUUGCAGUGGUAUCUUUCUGCGUAGGCGCUCUUAUCGGCGGUCUUUUAGGUGGUUAUAUUCAAACAAGAUUUGGUAGGCGUAGAGCCAUUUUCUAUAAUAGCUUUGGAUAUACCAUUGGUGGCAUCCUGAUCGAUCGCUCCAUAUCUCCAAGCAUGUUUAUCGUUGGUCGUAUCAUCUGCGGCUUAUCUUGUGGCCUGGGAUCAUUGGCUGUACCUAUCUACGUUGGCGAAAUAUUAACAGUUAAGUCCAGAGGCGUUCUGGACACAAUCAAUCAGAUGAUGACAAGUACUGGUAUUCUGCUUUCCUGCAUUAUUGGCCUUCCUCUGUCUGCUGUGCCCCUCUGGAGGGUCAACUAUGCAAUUGUUAUUAUCCCUGCCUUGAUACAAACAAUUCUUAUGCCAUUGUGUAUUGAAUCUCCUCGUUAUUUGGUAUCUAUAUUUUUGAUAGAUCGCACGGGCCGUCGAUCUCUACUGUUGGUGUCUCAAGCUGGUGCGUGUAUUUUGCUGUCUUAUUAA